Molecule: messenger RNA, 1601 nt
Organism: Aspergillus sclerotioniger CBS 115572
Lineage: Eukaryota; Fungi; Ascomycota; Eurotiomycetes; Eurotiales; Aspergillaceae
Exons: 5
Coding region: 399-1601 (400 amino acids)
Source: RefSeq, a predicted model, not a curated record
GUUAACAAAGAAAUCUGCCGUCACAAUGCGAAUCGCACCUGCCGGGUUUCUUUGAUGGUCACCAGCUAUCCGUUUGUAUCGGAUAGCAUCCUCUUCCUUGAAGCAAGCUGGUUGAUGCCAUCCAACGUGUCACGCUGACUACAUCAUGCUAUCACUUCGGUGAUUGCAUAUCUGAAGAAGACAGCUGCCGGUCGGCUUUGUGCAAGCAUUCAGCGCAGUGCCCUAUAAGACCUGUCUGUCUCUGCUCUAUGUCUUCAUUUGCUCUCGUAUGAGGUCUCGCAUCUUUACCGCCGUAUUCGACUCCUGAUAUCCACCAACAGAGCCCCCAGCAUUCGCCUUCCUCUCUCAUUGACAUGGUGUAGAUCUUACCGGACUUGACACCGGACCCAAGCACCAACAUGACGCCGGACACAUGGUAUCACACCGUCCGAGUGUCAUGCCUUCCGCCUGGCAUGUCCAAGGAGGAGUUUGGGAGGAUCCUCUCAAGCUUACCACACAGCAAUCUCAGCGAUAGGUCUCAGGACCCCAACGUCUGCUUUUGGUCUCUUACCUCACCAGUGUCGGGGACGUCGCAGUGUUGUAUCGCCACCGUCACUUUCUCCAGAGGGCAAAAUCUGCGCCACCUGGCGAGCAAACUCAAAGAAGCCAUUGGUGACAACGGUGUUCACGUGAGGGUGGAGGAUACAUUCCUCGGUCCAACCCCCUUGAUAGAUCCUGGGGACCUAGCAGAGAUUGACAUCAUCGCCAUCCAUGGCUUCGAUGGUCAUGCGUUCAAGUCCUGGGCGGCAGAAAGGGAACCUACCAUGUGGUUGCGUGAUUUCCUACCGGAAGCUAUUCCGAAAGCACGGAUUAUCACGUAUGGAUACGCCGCCAGGUUGUUGAAUGGUCAAUCCGAAGCUUCCCUUGGGGAACUGGCGGAUGACCUUCGACGGAUGAUCCACAUGGCCCGGCCCGGACAGGCAGUGAGUCGAUCCGCAGAACUGAACCUGGAUGGAUCCAGCGCUAACAUCACUCAGAAACAUCGACCGCUCAUCCUAAUUGAUCAUGACCUCGGAGGUCUCAUCAUCAAAAUGGCUUUGGUGCAAGCAUCCGAGGCAAAGAACAGCGACGCCGAUCAGGCCUUCUUCGUCUCUUCCUACGCAGUAGUCUUCUUCGGUGUGCCGCAGAGAGGCUUCCCCGACAAGUCUAUAACGGCCAUGGCGAAAGGCCAGCCAAACGAGAAGUUCGUGCGAAGCCUAGUCAUGAGUUCCGAUCUGCAAACGGAACUCCGCGAAUGCUUCAACAAUUAUUUCCAAUUGCCUGGCUCACAGGCCAUCUCCCUCUACGAAACCAUGCCUAUCCAUCCGAUAAAAAUCGUCAUCCCUGCCGAGAGUGCCAUUUUCACCAUCGCAAAGGAUAACGGAACCUCCAGGCACUUACCCAUCAAUGCCAACCAUUAUGACAUGAUCAGGUUCAACGACAAGUCUAGUUUUGACUACGACAAGUUUGUGACCGAACUUCGAAAAGGUCGCCGAGGAGGGACCACGGAUUAUAGCAGAACGAUUGGGUCGAGAAGUUACGAGGGCAAUCAUUGUACAUGUGAGGAAUCAGACGAUGGUUGA